Nerophis lumbriciformis (worm pipefish) is the source of this 555-nucleotide messenger RNA. The record is from RefSeq and is a predicted model, not a curated record. Lineage: Eukaryota; Metazoa; Chordata; Actinopteri; Syngnathiformes; Syngnathidae.
AUGCUGCUAGACGAGACCCCUCUGUUCGAUCCUGCUCUACUUGAGGAGUUAGACUGGAGCGAAAACAGUGCCUCCUUCUUCCCACUUAUCUCUCCUACUAACCCGGGAGAAGGCCUGGUGCUCAGGCCCCUAUGCACCGCCGACUUCAACAGGGGGUUCUUAAAGGUUUUGUCUCAAUUAACCGAGACAGGUGACAUCACUGCAGAACUGUUUAUAAAAAAAUUUGAGCACAUGAAAAAAACGGGAGACUACUAUGUGGUGGUGUUGGAAGACACCAAUCUGGGACAAAUUGUGGCCACGGCCACUUUGAUCACAGAGCAUAAAUUCAUUCAUUCUUGUGCAAAGAGAGGCAGAGUGGAAGAGGUGGUCGUCAGUGAUGUGUGCAGAGGCAAACAGCUUGGAAAACUGUUAAUGUCCACACUUGUGCUCCUCAGCAAAAAACUUGAUUGCUAUAAAAUUACACUGGAAUGUGCACCUAAAAAUGUGGCUUUCUACCAAAAGUUUGGUUACGCGGCUUCCGACGAGACUUACAUGCAGUGUCGCUUCUCCCACUGA